Messenger RNA from Coniophora puteana RWD-64-598 SS2, 568 nucleotides. Its product is annotated as Sm-like ribonucleoprotein. Gene Ontology annotation, molecular function: RNA cap binding. Gene Ontology annotation, biological process: deadenylation-dependent decapping of nuclear-transcribed mRNA. Lineage: Eukaryota; Fungi; Basidiomycota; Agaricomycetes; Boletales; Coniophoraceae. The record is from RefSeq and is a predicted model, not a curated record. The transcript is spliced from 4 exons. The coding region runs from base 50 to 460 and encodes 136 amino acids. Gene Ontology annotation, cellular component: P-body; Lsm1-7-Pat1 complex.
CAUUAAGCUUCAUUCUAGCUUUUGGGCGGUCAACCAUAGCUGCUUGGCCAUGGACUCGUUAAUACCAUUCACAACGUCCGGAUCACUUGUGGAUUGCGUGGACAGAAAGAUGCUCGUCAUUCUUCGCGAUGGUCGAAAACUACAUGGGGUCCUUCGUUCUUAUGAUCAGUUUGCCAACUUAGUGCUUGAGGAUACUGUCGAGCGAAUAUAUCAUGGCAAUGCUUUCGCGGAGCAUUGGCAUGGCCUGUUCUUGAUUCGCGGGGAAAAUGUUGUUCUGCUAGGAGAAGUUGAUUUGGAUCAAGAAGACGACGUUCCGUUGAGACAAGUGGAUUAUCAAGUACUUGACCCGUACCAUAGGAAUGACAUAGCUCAGAAGAAGCUUCAUGACGAGGCUAAAGCCAAAAUAUUGUACGAGCAAAGGGGCUUUUGUAAGGAAGGGGGGGAAGGAGAUGGCUAUUGAUGUAGCAUAUCCGCAGAGCGUAUUUGUUUCCCUCAAAGCUGCAAGCUCACAGAUCUAUGCAGGUCACUCCAUUCGUAUUUUGAAUGAUCAGGUAAAAUGCGAUUAAAA